Closterium sp. NIES-65 is the source of this 1503-nucleotide messenger RNA. Lineage: Eukaryota; Viridiplantae; Streptophyta; Zygnematophyceae; Desmidiales; Closteriaceae. The record is from the annotation of a GenBank genome assembly.
AUGCCCGAGAAGAGUGUGCGCACGUUCAAGGACGUGAGGGGGUGUGACGAGGCGAAGGCGGAGCUGGAGGAGAUCGUGGAGUAUCUGCGCGCCCCCGACCGCUUCACCCGCCUCGGUGGCAAGCUGCCUAAGGGGGUGCUGCUGAUCGGCCCACCAGGCACGGGCAAGACGCUGCUCGCCAAGGCCAUAGCGGGCGAGGCGGGGGUGCCCUUCUUCUACCGCGCCGGCUCCGAGUUCGAAGAGAUGUUUGUGGGAGUGGGGGCGCGGAGGGUGCGCACGCUGUUUCAAGCGGCGAAGAAGAAGGCGCCGUGCAUCGUGUUCAUAGAUGAGAUUGACGCGGUGGGGGGCAGUCGCAAGCAGUGGGAGGGGCACAGCAAGAAGACGCUCAACCAGCUGCUCGUCGAGAUGGACGGCUUCGAACCCAACGAGGGCAUCAUAGUGAUGGCGGCCACCAACGUACCGGACAUGCUCGACCCCGCCCUCACCCGCCCCGGCCGCUUCGACCGCCACGUGGUGGUGCAGGCACCGGACGUGAGGGGGAGGAGGGAGAUCCUGGAGCUGUAUUUGGAGGGCAAGCCGCUGCACGCUGAUGUUGAUGUCGCCAUGCUCGCCAAGGGCACUCCCGGCUUCAGCGGGGCAGACCUGGCGAAUCUGGUGAACAUGGCGGCGGUGAAGGCGGCGCUGGACGGCGUGGCGGCGGUGGGCCGCGACCAGCUCGAGUUCGCCAAAGACAAGAUCCUCAUGGGGGCUGAGCGCCGCUCCCUCGUGCUCUCCCAGGCCUGCCGUAAGAACACGGCAUACCACGAGAGUGGGCAUGCGCUGGUGGCGCUGCACACGGCGCACGCGCUGCCCAUCCACAAGGCCACCAUCAUGCCAAGGGGGGCGGCGCUGGGCAUGGUCACGCAGAUGCCAGAUGACGACUUUGAGACGAGCCGCACGCGUGCGCAGAUGCUGGCGCGGCUGGACGUGUGCAUGGGGGGGCGCGUGGCGGAGGAGGUGGUGUUCGGCGCGCAGCACGUCACCAGCGGGGCGCGGGACGACCUGAGGCAGGCCACGCGGCUGGCGCGGCAGAUGGUGCGCGAGUGCGGCAUGAGCGACAAGCUGGGGCCCGUCUUCAUUGACAGCGACGGCGCAGGGGAGGGGCGCGUGAGCGGCGAGUUGCUGCGCGUGGCAGAUGCUGAGGUGGCACGGCUGCUCAGAGAGGCGUACGCACGCGUCACCACCCUCCUCAAGCAGCACGAGCAGCAGCUGCAUGUGCUGGCAGCAGCGCUGUUGGAGCGCGAGACAAUGACAGCAGAGGACAUCAAGAAGCUCCUCGCCUCCCCUGCCACUACCCUCUCCCCUGCCGCCGCUGCUACUAAUGCCGAUGAUCUUUCCAGGCCACUCACCCCAGCAGACCUCCAAGCACUCCCAGCAGCACCUGCUGCUUUCACCGCUGCCUCACCUCCCUCUCACGACUCUGCUGCAACCCUGCCUGACUUGGCCUCCCCUGCUGCAUGCUGA